Molecule: messenger RNA, 4979 nt
Organism: Ictalurus furcatus (blue catfish)
Lineage: Eukaryota; Metazoa; Chordata; Actinopteri; Siluriformes; Ictaluridae
Product: NACHT, LRR and PYD domains-containing protein 12
Exons: 20
Coding region: 141-4889 (1582 amino acids)
Molecular function (GO): protein binding
Source: RefSeq, a predicted model, not a curated record
UCCUGAUAUGACUGUGGUCAGGUGAAAGUGAAAGCAGGUAAUUUUUGUGUUGAGAAAAACACGAAGCUCUUGGAACAGAAUCGCACAGGACUCAGUUAAACUAAUACUAAGAGACAGCAGACAUUAGACUUUCUGAAAUAAUGUCGGGGGAGUGUGAGGAACUCAGAACAUCUGAAAUGAGUCAUCAAGAGGAGCAGCACAAGAUCCAAAGGUCAAAUUCUCCUGUAUCCAGCUGCGUGGCCUUUAAGAGUGACCGCUCAAUGAUACUUCCUCUCGACUUUAAAGGUGGAACAUCCUCUGUGGAAAGUGAAACUAAGGAAAGGCGUUUCUCACCUGUAUCCAGCUGUGUGUCCUAUAAGAGUGACCGCUCAAUGCACAUUCCUCUCAACUUUAAAGAUGGAACAUCCUCUGUGGAAAGAAACCAAAAACAGAAACCAAAAAUCAACUGCAGAAAUCAGAUGGAGUCCAUAUUCAAGGAGCUGGAGAACAAAGUCAUCACUCUGUUGAAGAAUGAGCUGAACAGGUUCAAGAAGCUACUGAGUGCUGAUUUCCCAGCAUGCUCUGAAGAGAAGGAGGAGGAGGAGGAUCUGCACUGUUUCAGAGAGGGUGUGCUGAAGAUCACACUGCACAUCUUGAACAACAUGAAGCAGAAAGAUCUCGCUCACACACUGCAGAUCAAGCUGGCCUCUGUGUAUCAGCGAAAGCUCAAAUCCAGACUUCUAGAUAAAUGUAAAAGAAUUAAUGAAGGAAUCUCACAGCAUGGGACAUUAACACUUCUGAAUCAGAUCUACACAGAGCUCUACGUCACAGAGGGUGGGAGUGGAGACGUCAAUAAAGAACAUGAGGUGAGACAGAUUGAGACAGCGUCCAGGAGACCAGCAGCAGAGGAGACACCCAUCAAAUGUAAUGAGCUCUUUAAAGACAAGUCCAUCAGAAGUGUGCUGACUAAAGGAGUAGCUGGAAUUGGAAAAACAGUCUCUGUGCAGAAGAUCAUUCUGGACUGGGCUGAAGGGAAAGAGAAUCAGGACGUCACCUUCAUGUUUCCACUUCCCUUUAGAGAGCUGAAUUUGGUGAAGCAGGGGACCUUCAGUCUGAUGAGCCUUCUUCAUCAGUUUUUCCCUGACAUUAAGGACUUGGAAGUAAUAGACAGUGACACCUACAAAGUCCUGUUCAUCUUUGAUGGUCUGGAUGAGUGUCGACUUCCUCUAAAUUUCCAGAAGAAUGAGAUGUUGUGUGAUGUGACAGAGUCAGUCUCAGUGGAUGUGCUGCUGACAAACCUCAUCAAGGGGAAUCUGCUUCCCUCUGCUCACCUCUGGAUAACCACUCGACCAGCAGCAGCCAAUCAGAUCCCUCGUGAGUGUGUAGUAAAGGUAACAGAGGUACGAGGGUUCAGUGAUCCUCAGAAAGAGGAGUACUUCAGGAAGAGGAUCAGUGAUCAGAGCCUGUCCAAUAAAAUCAUCUCACACAUGAAGUCUUCCAGAAGCCUCUACAUCAUGUGUCACAUCCCAGUCUUCUGCUGGAUCUCAGCCACUGUUCUAGAGAGAAUGUUGGGUGAAGCAGAGAUUGGAGAGAUCCCCAAGACUCUGACUCAAAUGUUCACACACUUCCUGAUCUUUCAGAUCAAACACAAGGACCAAAAGUACCAUCAGAAAUGUGACCUUGACAUUCCCCAGACCAGAGAGCGUAUCCUGGCACUGGGAAAACUGGCUUUCCAACAGCUGGAGAAAGGAAACCUGAUGUUCUACGAGGAAGACCUGAGAGAGUGUGGCAUUGAUGUCAGAGAAGUGGCAGUGUACUCAGGAGUGUGUACCCAAAUCUUCAGAGCAGAGUCUGGACUCCACCUGGGGAAGAUGUUCAGCUUUGUGCAUCUGAGUGUUCAGGAGUUUUUGGCUGCAUUAUAUGCAUUUCUCUGCUUCCUUGACAAAAACCCAACAAAAGAACAAACUACUGAUCUUUCUGGUCUUUUCAACAGAUCAGAAAUGUCUGACUUCCUCAAGAGUGCAGUGGAUCAGGCCUUACAGAGUGACAACGGACACUUGGACCUUUUCCUCCGCUUUCUUCUGGGCCUCUCAGUGGAGUCUAAUCAGGAGCUCAUUCGAGGUCUGCUGACACACAGAGGAAACAGCUCUGACUGUCAGAAGGACAUAGUUGAGUACAUCAAGUCCAAGUUUGAACACAAUCCAUCUCCAGAGAGAUCCAUCAAUCUGUUCUACUGUCUGAACGAGUUACAGGAUGAUUCACUAGUGAAAGAGAUCCAAAGCUACAUGAGCUCAGGACGUCUCUCUGAAGCUGAACUCUCACCUGCUCAGUGGUCUGCUCUGGUCUUUGUGUUGCUGACAUCAGAGGAGGAUCUGGAAGUGUUUGAGCUACAGAAGUUCAUAAAGUCAGAUGAAUGCUUUAAGAGACUGCUACCAGUCGUCCGGGAAGCCACAAGAGUUCUGCUCAGCGAGUGUAACCUGACGGAGAGAAGCUGCUCGGCUUUACACACAGUUCUCAGCUCAGAAUCCUCCGAGCUGACUGAGGUGGAUCUGAGCAGUAAUCCUCUGGAGGACUCAGGAGUGAAGCUGCUUUGUGCUGGACUGAAGAGUCCAAACUGUAAGCUGGAGAAACUGAGACUUUCAGACUGCAGUAUAACAGAGGAAGGAUACGCUGCUCUGGCUGAAGCUCUGAAAUCAUCACACCUGAUAGAGCUGGAUCUCAGAGGGAACGACCCUGGAGCAUCAGGAGUGAAGCUGCUCACUGAUGUACUACAGGAUCCACACUGUACACUGGAGACACUGAGACUUUCAGACUGUAAUAUUAAACAGGAAGGAUACGCUGCUCUGGCUGAAGCUCUGAAAUCAAACCCCUCAUCACACCUGAUAGAGCUGGACCUCAGAGGGAAUGACCCUGGAGACUCAGGAAUGAAGCAGCUCAGGAAUUUAAUAAAUGAUCCAAAAUGUAAACUGAAGACACUGAGGCUCAGUGAGUGUAAUCUGACAGAGAAAGGAUGUUCAGCUCUGCUCACAGCUCUCAGAUCAGAAUCCUCCACCCUGAGGGAGCUGAAUCUGAGUAAGAACAGGAUUCAGGAUUCAGGAGUGAAGCUGCUCUCUGCAGUACUGAAGAAUAAAGACUGUAAACUGGAGACUGUGAGGCUCAGCGAGUGUAACCUGACAGAGAGAAGCUGCUCGGCUUUACACACAGUUCUCAGCUCAGAAUCCUCCAAGCUGACUGAGGUGGAUCUGAGCAGUAAUCCUCUGGAGGACUCAGGAGUGAAGCUGCUUUGUGCUGGACUGAAGAGUCCAAACUGUAACCUGGAGAAACUGAGACUUUCAGACUGCAGUAUAACAGAGGAAGGAUACGCUGCUCUGGCUGAAGCUCUGAAAUCAUCACACCUGAUAGAGCUGGAUCUCAGAGGGAACGACCCUGGAGCAUCAGGAGUGAAGCUGCUCACUGAUGUACUACAGGAUCCACACUGUACACUGGAGACACUGAGGCUGCUGAAAAGUGCUGAUGCAGAGAAGGCCUGUGAUUUUCUGAAUGAGGUUCUGGGUAAAAACCCCUUACUGCAGAGGGAACUGGAUCUGAGUGGAAAAAUAAAAGGAGAUUCAGGAGUGAAGCAGCUCUCUGUUCUACUGGAGGAUUCACACUGCAGACCUGAGAGACUCAUGCUAAAGGGCUGUGGUGUUACAGAAGAAGGCUGUUCUGCUUUGACUUCAUCUUUUCAUUCAAAUCCUGCACACACAAGAGAGAUGGAUCUGAGUGAGAAUAAAUGUGGAAACUCUGGAGUGCAGAAGCUUUGUGCACUGCUGCAACAUCAGCCCUGUAACCUGCAGAUACUGAGACUUUCAGACUGCAGUAUAACAGAGGAAGGAUACGCUGCUCUGGCUGAAGCUCUGAAAUCAUCACACCUGAUCGAGCUGGAUCUCAGAGGGAAUGACCCUGGAGCAUCAGGAGUGAAGCUGCUCACUGAUGUACUACAGGAUCCACACUGUACACUGGAGACACUGAGGUUGUUGAAAAGUGCUGAUGCAGAGGAAGCCUACAAGUGUCUUACUGACAUUUUCAGAAGAAACCCCUUACUGCACACGGAGCUGCAUCUGAACAACAACACACCUGAAGACGUCAAAGUGGAGCACCUCUCGGCUCUGCUGCAGGAUCCACAUUACAGACUGCAGAAACUUACAGUGUAUAAAGAAGGCAGUAUUACAGAAGAUGACUGGUCACAUUUGACUUCUGCUCUGGUUUUAAAUCCUUCACACCUGAGAGAGUUGGAUCUAAACAGGAAUAAAGCAGGAGAGUCUGGAGUGAGAAAUCUGUGUGAUUUCCUGAAGAAUCCUAAAUGUAACCUGCAGAAACUAAAAUUAUGGAAGAGUGUAAAUGAGAAAUCCUGCACUGAUUUGGUUUCAGCUCUCUGUACAAAUCCAUCACACAUCAGAGAGCUGAAUCUGAGUGAGUGUAAACUAGGAGACUCAGGAGUGGAGAAGCUCUGUGAUCUACUGAAGAAACACGAGUGUAAACUGGAGACACUGGAGUUAUAUCAGUGCAGAAUAACAGAUAGAGGCUGUGCUGCUCUGACUGCAGCUCUGAAGUUAAACUCCUCACAUCUGAAAGAUCUGGAUCUGAGAUGUAAUAAACUGGGAAAUUCAGUCACACAACUCGAGGAGGUACUGAAGCGUUCAGGAGGACAGAUACGGUCAGUAAACUUAACACACAGUACAGAAUGUGUAGUUUCUGUAGAAUAUAAUGUAAGUGUAAGAGUGUUGUGUAAGAGUAAUGUAAAUGGAAAUCUGCAGCAUGUUGGUAAUCGUACUGACAGAAGCACACAGAAUAUACCUUCAGUAUUUAGGAUCAGAAUUAAACCCAACAGUAACUCGUCACUGCAUGCUAAUAGCUUUCUGAGGAUCUGAUUUAAUAGAAGUGCACUUUGACCUGAUCUGAUUCUGUUCUACACAGAAAUACCACUGCACUUCUAAUCUCAUCCUUCAUGUUCAUUCUAC